AUGGGUCGAUCAAGGCAUGGCCUCGCACCAUGGCUGACAUUUGCCUGUGUCGCAUCUAGUGCCUGGGCCGCCAAGAGGCCAUUCAACAUCCACGAUGACCUUCUGGCCUAUCCGCAGUACCAAGUUGUUUUCCCCGACGAAUAUAUUCUCGAUUCAACAGCCGAAGAACUGCUCCAAGCACAAGCCAAUGCCGCAGCCGACGCAUCAAGCUACGACCAGAACAACCCCCAAGUAUACAUCAACAAGGCCUACCCGGAAGACGCAACACACGCGGACAGAGACGGAGACUCCCCAUCAUACGCCUACGAAGAAAUGAUAAUGGAUGACCGGCGCCUCCUCUGCCAAAUCCCCCACGUCGCCCUGGACGAUCUCAACACGACGGCAAACAACCAGGCCAACGAAGCGGAGCACCAGAAAGAACUAGCCCGCGCAACAGACCGCGGUCUCGAACUCCUGCGCGAGAUGGAGGGUAAAUGCAUGUACUACUUCUCCGGCUGGUGGUCCUAUUCAUUCUGCUACCGGAAACAAAUCAAGCAGUUUCACGCCCUCCCCGCCGGCCGCAACGUGCCACAGUACCCGCCAAUGGAGGACCCGACGACGCACUCAUUUAUUCUGGGCCAAUUCCCGGCCCACAUGGAGGCAAAUAGCAAGGGGGAAGACCAGCAGCAGCAGAAUCAGAAGCAAGACCAGGACCAGGAGCAGAGCCCACAAACGGAAGUGGCAGAGCUGCAUACUAAAGGUGGUUCGCGCUAUCUCGUGCAGCAUUUACGGGGCGGGACGACGUGUGACUUGACAGGACGUGACAGGCGGGUCGAAGUGCAGUUCCACUGCCACCCACAAUCCACCGACCAGAUUGGCUGGAUCAAGGAGCUGACCACCUGUUCCUACCUGAUGGUCAUCUACACGCCUCGUCUCUGUGACGACGUCGCUUUCCUGCCCCCACAGCAGGACGAGAUCCACGACAUCGAAUGCCGGGAGAUUCUUACGCCGGAGGAUGUCCCUGAUUGGGAAGCCAUGAAAGACUGGUACCAGGCGGAACAACUAGUGAACUCCGCUGCGGCGGUCGAACUAGAGAAAGUGCAGAUUGUCGGCGGGAUCGAGGUUGGGGCCCGUAAACUGGUGGGAAUGGAGGGCAAAGUGAUUGAGAAGGGCCGCGUGGCCUUGACCGCCGAGGAGCGGGCAGAGGCGGUCGUCAAGCGCGAGAAUGGCGAGGUUCGACUUGUGUCGAAGCAGUUGCUGAAAAAGUACGAGCUUAAUGAGGAAAAGCUCGAGGAGAUGCAGAAACAGAUGGAUAAACUUGCUGAGGGGAAAGACUGGACUCUCGAGGUCGUUGUCGAGAAUGAUGGAGUUAUCAAGUUCCAGGGUGUCGUUGACGAUACCACUGGUUCUAAAUCUAAAUCUUCCGAUGACCAACCGGCAAAGGAUGAGAAUACUCCUCACGCGGAAAAGACGCCGCUGAAAAAGUCUUCGGAUACACAGAAGGACUCGGGUGAAGCACCACGGACAGAAAAGCAAGCCUCAGCAGACAAGGAGACUGAGGAGACCGAGACGGAAGGUAGUGAGGAAAUUUUCAAAGAUGAACUAUGA
Penicillium manginii is the source of this 1587-nucleotide messenger RNA. Its product is annotated as PRKCSH domain-containing protein. NCBI's taxonomy places the organism in Eukaryota, Fungi, Ascomycota, Eurotiomycetes, Eurotiales, Aspergillaceae. The record is from RefSeq and is a predicted model, not a curated record. Gene Ontology annotation, biological process: endoplasmic reticulum unfolded protein response; retrograde protein transport, ER to cytosol. Gene Ontology annotation, cellular component: endoplasmic reticulum lumen. Bases 1 to 1587 code for a protein of 528 amino acids. The transcript has 2 exons.